Messenger RNA from Strongyloides ratti, 1647 nucleotides. RefSeq names its product Major facilitator superfamily and Major facilitator superfamily domain, general substrate transporter-containing protein. Gene Ontology annotation, molecular function: transmembrane transporter activity. The record is from RefSeq and is a predicted model, not a curated record. Gene Ontology annotation, cellular component: membrane. NCBI's taxonomy places the organism in Eukaryota, Metazoa, Nematoda, Chromadorea, Rhabditida, Strongyloididae. The transcript is spliced from 2 exons. Gene Ontology annotation, biological process: transmembrane transport. Bases 1 to 1647 code for a protein of 548 amino acids.
AUGCCUCAUACUACAUCUAUUAUAAAUAAUGUUAUUCCAACUAAUCCACUACUUAUGACUUUACCAUCUCCUAGAGAUACCUCUAGAGAAUCAGCAUUAUCUUCAGAAAUUGAUUUAUAUGGACAUAAAGUUAGGAGAUUAAGUACAAAAGAUUUUUUUAUUUUUUAUACACAUCGUUGGUAUGUCUUAACAGUUAUAUGUCUUUUAGCAUUAUCUAAUGCUGCAAUAUGGCUUUCUUAUACAAACAUAUCAAAACUUACUGUACCAUUUUAUUGUCAAUCAUCAUUUGAAGACAUUGAUAAACCAUCUUCAUGUGACAUUAGUUAUUGGUCUUCACAAAUAUUUCAAAUGGUUGGUAUGAUAACAGGAGUUCUUGGAAUGUAUAUAACUGAUAAACAUGGAAUUAAACUUUCUUGCAUUUUAGGUUGUGUUUUUAAUGCUACAGGUGCAUUUUUAAGAGUUGUUUCAUCAAUGCCAAUAGUUUCAAUGAAUGCAAGAUUACCAUUAAUGUAUCUUGGUCAAACAUUAGCUGCAAUGGCACAACCAUUUUUUUUAUGUUUAAGUCCAAAAGUGGCAGAAUAUUGGUUUGGUGAUCAUCAAAGAGCUUUUGCUAAUAGUUUAAGUUUUAGCGCAAAUCCAAUUGGUGUUGCUAUUGGUACUUUAAUACCAAAUUUUGUUGUUUCAACAAAUAAUAAAAGUGAAGAUGAAAAUACAAAACAAUUAUUUGUUUUAAAUAUGAUUUUAUUUAUAAUAACUUUUGCUACAGCAGUUCUUUCAUUAUUUAUCAAAUCAGAUAAACCACCAACACCACCAUCACCUUCCUCAGCAACAGAUCAUUCUCCAGAUUUUUUUAUUGGUUUUAAAAUGCUUUUUCAUAAUCCAAUGUUUUAUGUACAAUUAAUAACAUUUGGUGUUGCAUUUGCUACACAAUGGUCAUUUCCAGUAUUUGCUGAACAGAUGCUUGCUGAGAUUGGUUACUCUUCAAUUGCUUCAUAUUUAGUUGUUCUUUCAGCACUUGCAGGAACUAUUGGUUCAAUAGUAGCAGGACAUUAUAUUGAUAAGACAAAAAAUUUUAAAGGUUUUAUAAAUACCUCAUAUAUUGCUAUAGCUAUUCUUACAAUUUGUAUUAAUUUUCAUAUACGUCAACCAUACUUUGGACAGGGUCAAACAACUUCAGCUCAUAUUUGGAUAUGUCUUUUAGUUAUUAUUCUUGGAUAUUUUACAAUUCCUGUUUUUCCAAUUGGGCUUGAACUUUGUGUUGAAACUACGUAUCCAGUAGCAGAAGCAACAAGUAGUGGUAUUCUUGUUAUUACAGGACAAUUUCAAUUAUUUCUAGUUACUUUUAUAAUGCAAUAUUUACAUUCAACUUCCUGGUUUUAUAGAAAUUCUAUUAAUGAUAUAAAUAAUUCUUUAACCAUAAAUAAUAAUACAUUUUCUAAUAAUUGUGUAGAAGAAUAUCUAACUCAAAAUUAUUUACUAACUAUAGAUUUUUGGUGUUUAUUUGCUGUAUUUGGUGCAUUAUUUUCAGUAAUAUUUCUUCAACCAAGAUAUUUACGUUUGGAGUAUGAAAUAGAAGAAAGUAUAAAAACAAAAUGUAAAAGAGAAAAAAUUAUUAAAGCAGAAAAUAAAUCUUUUCCACUUAACUAA